AUGACAACCCGAUCAUUGCUUAGACUCCCAGACAAAUCCCUUUUGGGAUAUUGCUGCAUUUCUGCCCUCAAAAGGCAGAUGAAAGCACGCGGGCCUUUGGGGGGCCCCGUGGGGCCCCCCGCGUCCUCGUGGGGUCCGCCUAUCGGGAACGCUGCCAACAUUCUCUCCAUGCGGCAGAGGCAGAAGAUAGAUUAUGGGGGGGACCCUAUAGGGCAGAGAACUUUGCUUCCAGCUGCGGCGGCAGGCGCAGCAGCAGUGGUAACGGCGACAGCGCCAGCAACAGCAGCGGUAGGAUAUGCAACGCCAGCAGCAGCAACAGCAGCAACAGCCGCUGCAGUACGGGUGAAAACAAUAGCAUCGAGGCAGCUGAACCCUAGCGAUGCAUUUAGCAGGUGCACAACGGCCCCAGCUGUCUCGCCGUCAUCCUUUCCCCGGUACCCGCACAGCCAGGGGCCCCUCCGCCGCCUGCUGACGACGGCUCCUCCCUCCGCGCCCCCUUCAGUGCCAGCAGCAGCAGGGGCCCCUGAAGGCUCAGAAGAGCCCCAGGGGGAGCCGACAGGGGCCCCUGAGGUCCGCUUUGAUUUAUCAAGGAUUCCGGGAACGGAAAAGGCGCGGGAUGGGUUUCUGACUUUGGUAUUCACAUGCUGCAAAUGCAACAAGAGGUCCGCCAAGAAGUUCUCUAAGGUUGCUUACACGCAAGGGGUGGUGAUAGUACGGUGCCCCGGCUGCAAGAACCUGCACUUGGUGGCGGAUCGUCUCAAGUGGUUUGGAGAAGAGGAAAGUGACGUGGAGACGAUUUUGGCUGCGAAAGGAGAGAAAGUGUUGCGGACGUUAACCGGUUGUCUAGGGUUAACAGCGCGAGAUGAUUCGAAUAUCCACGUGAACGCCCCAUCUCCCUCAUUGCUUCCUUCCCUGCUGAGCCCGGCCUCCCCCAAUUCUUGGAGAAGAGGGCAAAUAGUAGUUUCUGCCCCUUCUGCAAGUGACACAGGGGUGUUGUUCUCUUCAUUCUCGCUGCUACCACAUAUCCAGGCGGCCGCCGCUGCCAGCUCCGACGACGAGGUAAAAAAAGAGGAAGAAGAGGAGCUGGGCGACGGAUACUUGCCUUCUGCAGAGGAGGAACAGAAUGAAGCUGCAGGUGUGCGUGCGCCGCAUGCCCUGCGCGGAGACAACGACCCCCAACACCCGAGUACAAAUAGGACAGAGGCAGAUGCGUCCCCAGAACAAGAGACCACCGCCCCCACAGAGACAACGGAGUCUCAUGAUGUAGACGGCAAUGAUACAACUCAGUUGGCACUGCCCGCGGUUAAACCCAAACAGAGGGGCCGACCGGGGGAGAAAUUCAGAGAUGAAUACAAGCCCUCAGACUUCACCGUCGAUUCUGUGGACUUAAGCUUCCUCCUAGAAGAGACAGACACAAAGGUGACAGCGACGAUAGUUAUGCAGCGAGCGGCGGGUACUCCGCCUACAGACUUGGUCUUAAAUGGGGAGGACUUGGAUCUUAUUUCUUUGUCAGUGAACGGAAAGCAAAUAAAAAAUGUAGGCGCCACGAAUGCGGCGGCUGAAGGCGAAGAAGGCUACCGACUCGCCCGCGACGGCAGCUUGAUAAUAAGUAAAGCUGUUCUUCCGCAGGAAGCAGGAAAACCUUUUACACUGCAGACAGAGGUGUUUAACCACCCAAAAUCAAAUCUCAAACUCAAAGGACUGUACGUUUCGGGGAAGGCGCUGGUGACGCAGUGUGAAUCGGAAGGGUUCAGGAGGAUAACAUAUUUCCUAGACAGACCCGACGUGCUUUCGAAGUACAAAGUAAGGGGGCGUUCUUUUAGCCUAGAUCAUUUCUGGAUGCAUACAACAUAA
Messenger RNA from Eimeria mitis, 1854 nucleotides. RefSeq lists its product as uncharacterized. The transcript is spliced from 5 exons. NCBI's taxonomy places the organism in Eukaryota, Apicomplexa, Conoidasida, Eucoccidiorida, Eimeriidae. Gene Ontology annotation, molecular function: zinc ion binding; aminopeptidase activity. Gene Ontology annotation, cellular component: cytoplasm. The coding region runs from base 1 to 1854 and encodes 617 amino acids. The record is from RefSeq and is a predicted model, not a curated record.